GAAUUGUCAGCUCUGUAAGUUACACGGUCCCGAACAAUCGAAGGUCGAAACUAUAUCCGCGAAACUAUACCAGCCGCGUUGGCUGGAGAUAAAGACGUUAAGAAAGGCGCUAUUAGGUUGUGCGAUUGUUAAAUCAACCGAACGUUCAGCGCGAAUAAACUCGAUUAAAAGUUAUGAUGCCUUAGAGUUUUGGGUUGCGCGCGAUAACUUCAGGUUGAUCGUUGAAAACAAUCGAUGAACGUUGAUAUGAGAGGAGUAUAUCAGACAGCUCAGCACGCGUUAGAAUUAAUUUGCUUAAUAAUACUGGCACUGCGACUGUUUACAAAUUGGCGAAAAAAAUUCGAACAUAGACUCAUAAAUUGGGCCGUCGUAACCAUCGAACGGUAUUUGAAUGCGACAACGCUUUCAAGCUAUUGUAAACUUCCGGCCAAACUCUGGUUUCGAAAUGUAUGACAACUGGAACGCGUUUCUCGAGACUUACGCUUACUGUUCGUAAAAUGCUUUUUGCGCUUGUUGUUGUGACUACGGAGUACCUCAUUAGAAUGACCUGGUUAUCGGUCUGUGCGUGAUAUGGUGAUUGUGAAGAUCGGCGAAGCUACCAUUUAAAGAAAGUAUCCGGUGCCGUGAGCAGCCACUAUGGCCGAUCACCGUUUGCUCAAGAUGGGUUCACUUCAUCAGGGUACGUAUUCUGUAGAACAGUUCCGAUCAAACAGGCAAGUUGCUGACGUACAGUCGUCGUUACACGCAGUGACCGAUUUUACCCAGCUUGGCCUCAAUACGAAUUUGUAUCGCGCCAUCUGCAGAAUGGGUUUUGCGAAGCCGUCUCGAAUUCAGGAGGCUGCCCUACCUCUACUCUUUGAGGAUCCGCCAGUGAAUAUGAUGGCGCAAGCGCAAUCAGGUACGGGAAAGACAGCGGCGUUCCUGCUCGCUGCCUUGACCCGGGUUCGGCCAGAGGAUCGGUGGCCACAGAUUCUCGUGAUACUGCCCACGCUUGAACUGGCAGAACAAAUUGCUCAGGCAUGUAAACGCAUGCUUAUUCAUACGCCCCACGUGCUAAUCCGGCAUGCUGUCCGUGGCCAAGUUUUGAGCCGAGAAGAGAAAGUUACUGAGCAUGUUGUAAUCGGCACGCCUGGUAAACUGCUCGACUGGACCCUACGAUACCGACUGUUCGAUAUGAAGAAGAUUCGUGUGUUUAUUCUGGACGAAGCGGACAUCAUGUUAGCCGAGAGUGGUCAUUACGGAAGCGUGAUCAACAUACAUCGACAGUUAAAUCUCACGGGAGGAUGCCAAAUGCUUUUGUUUUCGGCGACGUUUUCCGACGAAGUAAUGGAGCUUGCAGAUGCCAUUAUUGGUACGCCAUUCGUCAAGCUCACCUUGCGACACGACCAGCUCGCACUGUCGAAUAUACGCCAUUUCUACAUGGAAACCCGAAGUGACGAAGAGAAGCUCGAGGCAAUUUCUAACCUGUAUCAGUGCCUCAGCAUUGGCCAAUGCGUGGUGUUCUGUCGAUCACGCAGCAUAGCGAACUGUAUAACAGAAACAAUGGUGCAGCUAGGCCAGAAUGUGGCACAGUUGCACGGCGAUCUGGAAACCGCGCAAAGAUUGGCGGCAAUCGACGGCUUUCGGCGCGGCCACCAAAAAGUCAUGGUGACAACCAACGUCUGCUCCAGGGGAAUUGACAUUAUUCAGGUUUCUCUGGUCAUCAAUUUUGAUUUGCCCCUAUUCCGUGAUAAAAACAUCGAUCUAGAGACGUACUAUCAUCGAGUUGGCCGAUCGGGCCGGUUCGGAAGACCGGGAACAGCUGUUAACUUAAUUCAUCCGGAACGAGACUACGAACUUGAAGCCGUUGACCAAAUCCAGCAGGUAUUUAAGAUUGAUAUGACAAAGGUUGACUUUCACAACGACGAUGAGGUUAUGGGGCUCAUGGAGCACACCGAAGGGGUCCCAGGAGAUGCUGGCGCUUAAAAACAGUCCUGGCAGGGAAGUGAGAUGAUUAAUACCGAUAUGUUACAUAAUAUAUUUCUAUAUCAGAUUUCAGCUGUCGUAAGUGCUGCUUUAAGCGAAGGCGACAUGGGAGAUUAAUCAAGAUGCGUUUAUUCGUAAUGGUCUUGGAAAUAGACAUAUGAAUUCUGCUGUUCCAUAAUAAAUUCAUACACGUUAAUUUAUCGUGUGUUUUUACAUUAUACUAUUUGUCGUCUUUAGUUACGAAAAUUUGUUUUAAUUUCAGUGUUUUUACAUUAUGCUAUCUGUCGUGUUUAGUUAUGAAAAUUUGCUCUAAUUUCACGAGGAUUGUUACAAGUACUCUUUUUUUUUAAAUAAGACUUUUGCCUUGACCUUUUCUGAUUUGAUGAAUAGUCUCUGUUUAACUACGCUUUUCCUGAACCUGUGAAGCCCAGAAAUUUAGAUAAGUGGCCCUGUUUGUCCACUGUGGCAGCCAUGAUCCCGCAGACGUUGCGUUUAGCACAUGAUUUGAAGCACAUGAAAAGUUAAUCGAAUCCCAGCUCGAAGAGAUGGCAUUCGUCCAGUGAAUCAGAAAUGGAUGGUGGUAAUUCGCUUGUGAGAUUAGACUAGCUGGAAUCUUAAGGUUUUGUGUGCAACGAGCAAAUCCAAUAUUUCUACGGUAAGCGUCAAUACGUACAGUCUUCUGCUUGGGUUCCAAAUAAUCAUUUCGGGUUUUUCGGAAACGAAUGAGAGGAACGUAAACUGUAGGUUGCUAACAACCAAGGAAGUUUGUAAUCUCAAUCGUAACUCAUCCGACGUGUACACAUUGAAAAAUAGCUAAUUUUCUGUUCAUAAUUCGAACACGGACUUACAGCCUCCUCCAUAAGAUUUAACUUAAGAAAAUUGACCUUUAAAUAUGGAAGGUAGAGGACAAAAUACUCGCCUUUCAUUACCUCUUCUUUGAUAAUUUGAUUAAUUUGAUACAGAUAAGAAGUACAUAGAGCGACUCAAAUUGGCGACAGGUUUCGUAAAGCGUGUCGAGUGGAUGUUGAUCGCUACGACAUAGACAUCAUAGACUUUUUUUUUUUUUUUAUAAACGUCUAUAACAAAAUUCCAUGAGAAAAAUAUCUCCUCAAAUAUAUGUUUGGUUUAACAAGGAUAUUCCGUAAACAUAUGCAUUCUAAUUCACUAGAUCUCACUAUUAGAAAAAAAGAAAGAAAGAAUUCUAUUUGAUUUAAAUACACGGUCACCUUACUACAAAACUCAAACGCAGAUUGCCAUUUUUUGGAUGAGUUUUACCAGUAGAUAUACACUCCAUUUGGUUUCGCGUUCAUGUAUGAGUUAAAUUUGAGAUUACGUCAGCAAUGCGUCUAUCGAACAAGACAAAAUAGUUGCCUCCAGUUCGAUUCUUCAGCUACACUUGCCGAGUUAGCUACUUGUAUCCUUUCGCAACCGUCAGAGCGCCUUCCAGAUAGUCUGUUACCGUAGUCUAAUUAGGGAGGCAUGUGCACAACGGCGCCAUGUUUCAUUCAACCAGAACUUCUCUUUCUCAUUUGCUCAGCCCGGUUUCACUAGCGGUGGACUCCUUAACGCAAUACGUACGUGCCGCUACUCACUUUUGCUAUCUAACUGUAUCAGCCGUUGCGUCACGGUCGCCCUUUUUUCGUUGUUUAUGGCCAGCUAAUAUCAUUUACCAUCUUCUUAUUCCAGGUCAUGUUUGUCGCCGAGGCUUAGCUAAGUCCCCUGGCUGUUGUAGUCGACACCACGCCAAGAACAACGGUUGCCGCAAUGUCAUAUUCUCGCUAAUUUCUUUCUUUGAGUAGUCUCCUGUGUGUCCAUUGAUUGCUUCCAAAGUCCGUCUAAAUCUUUGUUUAAUACAUAGGUAUAAACUGUUCGUAUAACUGUUAUGUUGCGAAAUGGUAGCCUCUAAAUAGGUCAUUGUCUGCAAACUCUCAUUUUUAUCCGAUCAUCGUUACGGUUUUUCCGAUAACUUUUUGUUGGCAGCGUUUGGCUUCUUUCUACCUACUCUACUUCUGGGAUUUGUUAAUCAAGUCGCGCGCUUAUGCCGUAUAUACAAUACGACGUAGAAGUAACUGAGCUCAAUCUUUCGGCGUCUGCUGGCCUCUGCGAGUGCUAAAUGAAGAAAUUCUACCAGUGAACGUUCUAUCACACUGUCCUCGCUCAAUCUGGUUUUUCUCGGGAUGUCGCUUCUG
Molecule: messenger RNA, 4154 nt
Organism: Varroa destructor (honeybee mite)
Lineage: Eukaryota; Metazoa; Arthropoda; Arachnida; Mesostigmata; Varroidae
Product: ATP-dependent RNA helicase DDX19A pseudogene
Source: RefSeq, a predicted model, not a curated record